Molecule: messenger RNA, 1254 nt
Organism: Drosophila ficusphila
Lineage: Eukaryota; Metazoa; Arthropoda; Insecta; Diptera; Drosophilidae
Gene: Or65a
Product: odorant receptor 65a
Exons: 5
Coding region: 1-1254 (417 amino acids)
Biological process (GO): detection of chemical stimulus involved in sensory perception of smell; sensory perception of smell
Cellular component (GO): plasma membrane
Molecular function (GO): olfactory receptor activity; odorant binding
Source: RefSeq, a predicted model, not a curated record
AUGACCGAACCGCCGAGUGAACGGAAAACUGGCAAUUGGCAUCGGUAUUGGAGUGUGUACCUUGAAGGUUGGGCGGUCUUCAAGGAUCCGGAUGCCUGCCCCCGACAUAUUAUUUCCUACUGGACUCGGGACCAAAUAAAGGCCAUGGGCUUCUACACCAACUCUGAGGAGUGCCGAUCGCGCAGAAAAGUUGCCUGGCACUAUUUUAUAGUGACUCUGCUUAUAGUUAGCCUGGCUUCACUGUGCUUUGGAGUGAUCGAGUCGAUAGGCGACAUUGUUAAUCUGGGACGAGAUUUGGUCUUUAUAAUAACGAUCAUCUUUAUUUUCGGAAGGGUUGUAAUUUACAUUCAGCAUGCUGAUGAUUUCGAUGAGAUAAUCGAUACCCUCGAGGACAUUCAUCAUUGGACAAUUAGGAACGCAGGAAGCAGGGAAGUGCAACAUACCAAACGUUUACGCUUCUUGUUCUUUACGGUCGUGAUAGUGAUUUGGUUUUUUUGUCUCGUGCUGUUCAUGUUGAUAAAAAUAUCAACUCCUUUUUGGAUGGAAUCGCAGACACUGCCCUUCCACGUCGUUUGGCCCUUUCAACUUCACGAUCCAUCGAAACACCCAAUUUCCCAUCUUAUUAUCUUUGUGAGUCAGGUCUUUACUUUGUCAUAUUUUCUGGUUUGGCUUUGCGGAGUGGAAAACAUGACCAUAUCCGUAUACUUUGAGUUGACUUCUUGCUUAAGGACUCUCUGCAUCGAGUUGCGAAACCUCAAAAACAUUUGCCAUGGCGAUGAGAAUCUGCUAGAGAGGAAGCUUAUUCGACUUAUCCAGUUCCAUCAGGAAAUCAUUCUACUCAGUGAUCGUUGUAACAACAUUUUAAAUGGAGCAUUUAUCAUGCAAAUGUUGGUAAAUUUUUUUCUAGUCUCUUUGUCGCUUUUUGAGGUUUUGGCAGCCAGAAAAGAUCCUCAGGUUGCAGCCGAGUAUCUGACUAUUAUGAUAAUGACUUUGGGACACCUGUCCUACUGGUCCAAAUUCGGGGAUAUGUUUACCCAGGAAUCGGAGGAAGUGGCCUUAGCUGUCUACGAUGCAUUUGACCCAACUGUUGGUUCUAAGAAAAUCCAUCGAACCUUCAUCUUUUUCAUACAGAGAGCUCAAAUGCCACUGCUGAUGAGUGCAAAUCCCUUUCCGCCUUUUAGCAUGCCGAACUACAUGUUUAUACUGAAGCAGUGCUAUUCAAUUAUGACCAUCUUGGCUAACACAUUAGAGUAG